UGCAGAGAUGUUUUGGUUGGCUGCUUUGUGUUUCCUGCUCCUGCAGACCGGAGCGUCAGGGUUUGGUAUAAGCCUCAUCGGCUCAUCGAGUGGAGGUGGAGACUCUCUGAUUCAUGAGGAGAUCACACAGAGAGCGCUCCUGAAUGCCACUGCGCAGGCGUGCCGCUCUCUGGCUCUGGCUGAGGGCAGAGACUUCACUUUCCCUACUUUGAAUGUUGAGUCCGUUGCUUCUGCUUGUGAUGCAUCAAAAUCAUCCAAGAGCUUCCGAAGUGCCAUCAAGUCCGUCCAAAGCAUGAAUAGAGAAGUAGAUACAGAACAUUACGACCUGCCACACUUCCACUUUGACAAUGAAGAAUUUGUCAAAGGAAGGAGAAUCAUCACAGAAGGAUUGUCGGCUGUGAAGGCCAGCAACAGGCUGGAAAACUUUGAGGCUGCGAGAGAAAAACUGGGACGACUCUUACAUCCUUUACAGGACUUCUACAGUCACAGUAACUGGGUGGAAAUGGAAAACCAAGUUCCAAACUCCAACCUGAUCAGAUCUCAAACCAGUAUCGGAAACAUUGCAGCUAGAACCAGACCAACCUGUCGCAAUUGUAACGGGGACAUCUGCAACAACAACAUUUUGGAGGACAUUUUGUCGGAGCACAUACUGACCUCUGGAUAUUUUGAUUUUGUGCCAUUUUUCUCCUCCAAACCAGAAGGAAAAUGCAGCCAUGGAGGAAGAUUAGAUCGAACCAGUUCGAUUGAGCCGAAAGGAGGGAUCAACAAAGACACUUUGACAGCCAGCCACGGACACCUGCACAUGGAGGCAGCUAACAUGGCGAUCGCUGCGACCAGUCAGCUGCUGGAGGACGUCCGAAAGGCUGCUGGAGACAAACAGUUCCUCCAGAUGAUGGGACUCUCCAGAGGUAAAGCUCUCUGUUUUGUGAUCGACACAACAGGAAGCAUGGGAGAUGACAUCGCAGCAGUGAGGACCACCACAGCCUCCAUCAUCGACAGUAAAGUGGGGACAGAGGAUGAGCCCUCUCUUUACAUUCUCGUCCCUUUCAAUGAUCCAGAUUUCGGGCCUCUGAUGAAGACUACAGACCCAGUCGCCUUCAAGAAUGCUAUUAAUGCACUAACAGCCAGAGGUGGAGGGGAUUUCCCAGAGAUGAGUCUCUCAGGGCUUCAGCUGGCUCUGACCGGUGCUCCCCCUAACUCUGAGAUCUUCCUCUUCACGGACGCAACUGCUAAAGACAGUCACCUGAGAGGCGCCGUGAUCGCUCUCAUAGAGAGCACCAAGUCAGUGGUGAACUUCAUGAUUACUGGCAUCCUGGGAUCACGUCGUCGGAGACAGAAUGAUGACAACGAAAGCCAACAACAAAACCACCGUUUGGUGAAAACAGACGCCCAGCUGUACAGAGACAUCUCUCAGAUUUCAGGAGGUCUGUCUAUUGAGGUCUCAAAGAGCCAGCUCCUCGAGGCCACCAGCAUCAUCACAGAGUCCUCCAGCUCCUCUCUGGUGAACCUCCUGCAAGCGGCCAGGAAUCCUGGAAAGGCCGAGAACUUCACCUUCACAGCUGACGAGUCAGUAAGAAACCUGACAGUUUACAUCACCGGGAGCGCUGUCACCUUCACUCUCAUCAGCCCCUCAGGUGUGUCUCAGGACAGCACCGUCACUACAGGACCGCUGGUCACUGCCUCCCAGUUGGUGGGAAACUUCAAGACUCUGCAGCUAAAGUCAGAAGCUGGACUCUGGGAAAUUAAAAUGGUGUCAACAAAUCCCUACAUCCUGAAGGUCGUAGGUGAGAGUCCCAUUGACUUCCUGUUUGACUUCUUGGAGGUGUCCCAGGGCCCUCAUGGAGGUUUUGACAUCUUGGACAAUCGACCCAGAAGUGGUGUUAACGGGAGCCUGAUCGUCACGGUUACUGGGAGCGAUUCGGCCAUGCUGACGGACGUAAUUUUGGUUGAGUCUUUGGGGUCAGGAGAGGUUAACGGCAGCGUGGAGGCUCUGGGCGGAGGUCAAUUCUUUGUGCAGUUUGACAGCAUACCAGCAGAGGCGUUUGUGGUGCUCGUGAAGGGUCAAAACAACAACAGUUCCUCCAGAGUGUCAUCAUUGACCUUCCAACGGCAGUCAACCACCAGCGUCAAAGCUUCUACUGUGGCUGUCACCGCUCUUGAUUCAAAUACCAUCUUAGAGCCAGGAACGCCGCUGUCAGUUCCCUUCUCUGUGACCACGAGCGGUGCAGGAGGAACCUUUACUAUCCAGGCCACUAAUGACCAAGGUUUUACUUCCACUGCCCCGUCCAGUUUAACCCUGGACACAGGAGGCAGCACCAACGACACGGUCAUCAUCACAGCGCCUUCCAACACACCGUCUGGAACCGACGUCACCCUGACCAUCCAGGCCGAGGCUCCGGGAGGAGACACCAACUACGUUGUGCAGCGUUUUACUGUCCUUGAAACGGUGACAGACUUCAGUGAGCCAGUGUGUCAGCUGCUCAGCAAGUCUAACUGCUCUGCAGCCUGCAGCUCAGAGAUGUGGGAGCUCUCUGUCCGGGUGACCGACGGAACUAAUGGGACAGGUGUGGACCGCGUGAGUCUUGGACUGGGCAACGGCACGGUGAACACCAGCCUGAGCACUGAGAACUCAACGCUGGUGUCCUACACUGCGUCCUGCUGCUCUCCUGAUGUGGAGCUGCUGGUUGUGGAUCAGGUGGGUAACGUGGCCUCCUGUUCCUACAGCGUCCGGGCUGCGACCACCAGCCCACAACCUGUGACGGUCCUUGCGACUACCAGCCCACAACCCGUGACGGCCCCCCAACCCGUGGUGGCAGCUGUAGUGUCUUUGUCCACCAGAGCUGCUCAGUCUUUCCUCCUUUGCUUUAGCAUCACAAUCUUAGGACACAGUUUAACAUUUUAAAUGUCGGUGUGAGGAAGAUUUACAUUUUAAAAUUAUUCUCUUGUGUCCACUCAGCUGCCGGUUUAUUAGGUACACUGGCUAAAAUUGCCAUGCAAUAAAGUCUGUGAAUUGCUUUGUUUUAUACGUCCAACAUAGAAAAGCCUAACAAUACUUGAUAAAAGACUAACUAACCCCUCCUAAAAUCAAAAUAUAUGGUUAUUUAGUGCUGAUCGUGGGGUGUAUUCAGAUCCUUUACUCCAGUAAAGGUACUAAUACCACACUGAAAUUACUCCAUUACAAGUAAAAGUCCUGCAUUCAAAACUUACUGAAGUAAAAGUACAAAAGUAUCAGCAUCACAAUGUACCUCAAAAGUGUAUCAAAAGUGAAAGUACUCGUAAUGCAGAAUGGCCAGAUUGUUUUAUAUAUUCCAAAUAUAUUAUUAGAUUAUUUGUAUUGAUGCAUUUAUGUAAGCAGCAUUUUAAUUCAGUAAAGGUAGGACUCCAUCCGUUCCGCUGAGUCCUUCUCAAUCUUUAAGAAGAGACUGAAGACCCAACUCUUUACUGAACACCUUCACUCUUGAUCUACACUGACAACUACGUAUCGCACUGUCCGCUCUUGCGACCUAUAAAGCACUUGUGUCCUAAUGGACUCAAACUUAACCCAUGGCACUUACUCUAUGAUUCUUGACUUCAUCCUUGCUUGUGUUGUAUUACUCUCAUUUGUACGUCGCUUUGGAUAAAAUCGUCUGCUAAAUGACAUUGUAGAAUUGUAGACUCAUUUUAACUACUUAAUGAACUGUUAUGUAGUUUAGUAAGUCUAAUCACUUUAAAUUCAUCAUUUUUUAUGUUAAAUCUUGAACUGAAAUGUCAGUAAAGCUGUCUGCUAAAUGUUGUGAACAAUAUUUGCCUUAAAAUAUAGUUGAGUAGAAGUAUAAAAUAACAUAAAAUGGAAAUACUCAAGUAAAGUGUAUUUUCCUGUCAAAUAAAAAAUAACAUUAAAUUUUAAAUCUUAUAGCAUUUUCUCAUGGACGUCUUAUGCUUUCGCUUAAAGGUGAGAAACGUUAAUAUGUAAUGUGGGUGACAAAUGAAUGUACAAAUCAAUUUUUGUUUUCAUUUUCAGUAUUUUUUUAAUACUGCUGUAAAACUAACUAAAAGCUAUGUAAUAUUUAUUGCAUGAACUAUAUGUGCUGUAUGUAUUACAGGCUAUCUGGUGUCAUUUAAAACUUUGUUUAAAAGUUAAAUGGGGUUGUAAAUAUGUCAGUUUAAUUAUGAUACUUAAUUUAUCAAUAAUCUAAGGAUGAUUUAUUCAUAUUUUGAGUGUUUAUGCUAAUAUUAAGUUGUGAAAUAGUAAUGAAUAAUUACAUUUAUUUGAUCAUUUUAAAUUGUAAAGGGUUGUUUCUUCUUACACAAUGAUUAAUACAUAAAUGAUGAAAAAAUAAAACUUUGUCUUGUGUUGUUUAGAUGGAAUCUCUGUUGGUCCAACAUCAAUAUUUACAGCACAGCAAUGUGUGAUUAUUCAAACUAUAUGAAUUAGAAA
Messenger RNA from Centropristis striata (black sea bass), 4417 nucleotides. Its product is annotated as von Willebrand factor A domain-containing protein 7-like. The coding region runs from base 8 to 2902 and encodes 964 amino acids. NCBI's taxonomy places the organism in Eukaryota, Metazoa, Chordata, Actinopteri, Perciformes, Serranidae. The transcript is spliced from 15 exons. The record is from RefSeq and is a predicted model, not a curated record.